Molecule: messenger RNA, 3699 nt
Organism: Drosophila obscura
Lineage: Eukaryota; Metazoa; Arthropoda; Insecta; Diptera; Drosophilidae
Gene: nuf
Product: rab11 family-interacting protein 4B
Exons: 12
Coding region: 727-2343 (538 amino acids)
Biological process (GO): regulation of cytokinesis; endocytic recycling
Cellular component (GO): cleavage furrow; midbody; endocytic vesicle
Source: RefSeq, a predicted model, not a curated record
AAUGUUCGCCGCGAACCAUGCAACAACAAGUAAUUGUCGAAUUUUUUUCUGAAUUCAGAAAAUUCCGUUGAUAUCCCAAAAAAAUAUCUAUAUUUGCCGCCACAAAAAAAUAUCGUCAAUCGCCUCUAACCGAGGUGCACGCGUCGAAGAAAACUAAUUGAAAACUGCAUUAAGCCCUGACGAAAAAAGUCGGGAUUUUCGACAAACAAAUUUUGUCGUUCGGAGCGAGCCAGACUAGCGGAAAAAUCACGACCAACAGUCAACGGUGGUUGCCAACGUUACGCACGCGUACAAUACCUUUGCAGGACCGAAAAACACACCUAUGCGAAGCGAAGAGUGAAGAAAUGCCUCCACCCCGAGUGAAAGUGCAAGAAAAGAGCCGUAGUUAACGUUUUUAAACCAAUUUCGUAUUGUUUGUGCAACACCAACAACAACGAAAACAACAACAACAACAAUUGCGACGACCUGUUCUACCUGUAGCAGCCGUAUCGAAAAUCCAACAAUCCCCUCCACCCAAAAUCCAUCUGUUGCUCGCUGCUGCUCUUCGGUUCUCGCGUGUGUGUGUUUAUGUGUGUAUAUGUGUGUGCCAACGUUUGUGCAAAAAUUGGUUUUGUUUUGUUGUGAAGCAAAUUAAUGUCAUAUUAACGGGUCUGCUGCUGCCACAGCCACAGUCACUGCUGCUCCAAUUGGAUACCUACAUAUUUAAACAGUUCUUCCGCACUUAAGAUGGUGCCCAUGCCGCGCAUUCAGUUGCCCAGCAGCAAUGCGGCCAUCAAAGCAAACACAAACAGUUUUCUCUAUGCGGAAACCAUGUCCGGCGACAGCAGCCCCACACCCAGCAGUCCGCCCUCCAGCACAGCGGGCGUUGCCAAAUCUCAGUGCUCGUCUUUAUCCGAUGGCGAGUCCUUCGAGGGCUAUGGCGAGAACGAGUAUCCCGCCCAGCUGAGGGAAGGGCGGAACGCCUCCAAUCCCAACAACAACAGCAUCAGCAACAACAAUAAUAACAACAUCAUCGGCAACAACGGCAACAACAACCUCAGCGUGGGAAGCUCCAAUUCGCAGCACAAUCACAGUGGACACUCGAAUGAUGGGAACAACAAUCUAAACGCUAGCGUUGGCAUCGAACUCGAGCUGGCCCCACAUGUGGGCUCGUCCACGCCCCAAGACGAUGACGAACUGAACAUAAUGCCCCGAGACAAUUGGGCCAGACGCAGUCUGAGACGAACACCGACAAGCAAUCCCGAAAGUUUAUCCCAGCGUCGUUGGGGCUCCAUGAGACAUUCUGGCCGUAGACAGAUUAGCACCAAUGCCUUAGCCAGCCAACUGUAUAGAUCAUCGAGCUUUAACUCCUCGGGCCGUAGCUCCAACUGUGAUACAACCGAAGACAUGUACAGCGACAUAAGCUUGGAGAAUCGUCAUGACUACGAUUACAGGCUGGAGCUGCUGCAGCGCAAGGUUGAUGAUCUGUCGGAUACACAAAAUAUAGCCGAGGAUCGCACGACGCGCACCAAGACCGAGUAUGCAGUGCUCCAGGCUCGAUAUCACAUGCUGGAAGAGCAGUUCAGGGAGUCGGAGCUGCGCGCCGAGGAACGCCUGGCCGAGGAGCAGAAGCGUCACCGCGAGAUCCUGGCUAGGGUGGAGCGCGAAGCCUCACUGCAGAACGAGAACUGCCAGAUGAAGAUCAGAGCCACCGAGAUCGAGGCCAACGCCCUGCGCGACGAGGCGCAGCGCCUGCGUGUGCAGUGCGAUAAGCAGGCCAACGAUUUGCAUCGCACGGAGGAGCAGCUGGAGCUGGCACGCGAUCAGAUCGCCGCCCUGCAGCAGGAGUACGAAGAGCAGGAGCAGACUCUGCGAAAGCAGGAGAUGGAGAAGAAGUCCACGGAGGAGCUGAUGCUGGAGCUGAGCCGAGAGCUGCAGCGGGCGCGGGAGGAGAACGGGGCGAGGGCCAUGCCCACCACAUCGCCGGAGAGCAUAAGACUGGAGGAGCUGCACCAAGAGCUCGAGGAGAUGCGCCAAAAGAAUCGAUCACUCGAAGAGCAGAACGAGGAGCUGCAGGCCACCAUGCUCACCAACCAGGCCACCAUGCUGAACAACGGCGUGGAGCAGGGCCGCCAUCUGCUCAACGGCACCCUGGGCAGUCUGGCCCAGGAGCUGGAGGAGAUGUCACAAGCGCAGGAUUCUGUGGAUUCAGCCACAUUAGCAUCCUUAAGUCAGCUGCAGCAGGCCUUCCAGGAAAAGGAAGACGAGAAUGUCCGGCUCAAGCACUACAUUGAUACCAUCCUACUCAACAUUGUGGAGAACUAUCCCCAGCUGCUGGAAGUCAAGCCCAUGGAGCGCAAGUGAAGCAGAACCACAACAGAAACAAAACAAAAAACAUAACCAGAACCAGAAGACACUGGCGGCAGUGUGCAACCACCUAACACCAACUAAAAUGAACAACUAAACUAAACAAAGCAAAACAAAACAAAGCAAAACAAAACUGUACUUUACGUUUACUAUUCUAAGCUCUAAUCUAUUUAGAUAUUUAUACCUAACAUAAGACACUAAUUUAUUUUAUAACAAUUUAUCGUAGAUUUUUAAACCAAACCAACACAGAGUAGGAAUAUGAAGAGCAACAGAAAUAGAGCAAUAGGAUGAGCAAAAAUUGUAUGUGUGAAAGCGAAAAUCCUUAAAUUGUUUAUAUGAAUGGAAAGGGGAAGUUUAGUGUGUUGUUUGAAACGAGUCAGAAGUUCUGUGCAAGUUUCUUUGUUCGUUUCCAGUUUGAUUUUGUAUAUUAUGUGUUGUUCAGGCCUUAAGAUAUUAACUAUAAAUACUGCUAGCUCCUAGGAACUGAAAUUUGUUUGUCCCUUCAAACGGAACCGCACCCAAUAAGCUGUUGAUCCAAUGACAAGUUACGAUAAUUGCUUAAAAUGUUUGUUUGAGGGCUGUGCAUAGCGCGAGAUGAGAAACUUUAUUGAGAUGUUAACGUUUGAAACGAGAUAUUUUCCAAUUUUCGUUUAAACGGGGAUAGCUCUGAAAGUCUUCAUGGGAACUGCUGAAUAAAUGUCCCUUUUUUCAUUAUUAUCAAUGCUAUUAAUUCUUUCUUAAUCUUAUCCUGCUUCUAUUCCCAUAAUGACCUUCUCGCUGGCUAUCCCUAAAGUAGUUGCAGAAAUCUAUCAAAAAAUUUGCGUUUAUGGUAUGGACAAUCCCAGGAUAUGAGGCGGAGUUUUAGUUUGAGAAGAAGCAAUUAUCACUAGAAGAAAGAUAUCAUAGCCCCGAACCAUAUGUCAAUGUACAGCACAGUUACAACUUAGAGAUCCCCAUACCAGGGGAUCCCCAUUCAUACUACUCGUACAUAAAUACAAUACGUACUACGUACUACUUACUCUGCAUAUUGUUUAUAACCCCAAUUAAAUGGACGUAAUGUGCAAACAUUUAGGGAUCGAUCGUGAGCCCAGAAGCUUCAAAUACAUACGAUCCCUAAUAGACUAGAGUAACUCAAGCGGUCAACCCCAUAGGAACUAAUGUAUCCAUACAACUGAAGCAAUUCUGAUAUAUGUAAUACGUAAAUCAAAAUUAGAUUGCCUUAAAUGAAUUUGUUUCAAAAAACAGUCCAUUGAUUAAUGACACUAUACUGAAUACCAUGGAUUUUUAAAGUGUAAUUUACCAGAUGCAAGUCGAGGAACCUUAUCGAAAUAAAGAGUAAUAUUUUAUAAAAAG